Molecule: messenger RNA, 1004 nt
Organism: Phyllostomus hastatus (greater spear-nosed bat)
Lineage: Eukaryota; Metazoa; Chordata; Mammalia; Chiroptera; Phyllostomidae
Gene: UBALD2
Product: UBA like domain containing 2
Exons: 3
Coding region: 280-780 (166 amino acids)
Molecular function (GO): protein binding
Source: RefSeq, a predicted model, not a curated record
UCAGGCCGCAGGAUUCGAACCGAACGUCCGCUCGGAGCCGGGAGCUGGCCGAGCGGCGCGGGCCAAUCAGCGGCGGCGGCUGGCGGCCCCCGAACGUUGGGACACAGCCCCGCCCCGCACUGUUGUUUGCGUGUCGGCGGCCGCGGGAGCAGGACCACAACACUCGCCGGGCGGGCUGCGGGGCGGCGAGGGUCCGGAGGCCGCGGGCGGCGGCGAGCGCGAGCCGAGGGCGGCCGGCCUCCCGCGGCCGCCGAGCUGGGUUGCGCGCCGGCCGGAGCCAUGUCGGUGAACACGGAUGAGCUGCGGCACCAGGUCAUGAUCAACCAGUUCGUGCUGGCCGCGGGCUGUGCGGCCGACCAGGCGAAGCAGCUGCUGCAAGCGGCCCACUGGCAGUUCGAGACCGCCCUGAGCACGUUUUUCCAAGAAACCAACAUUCCCAACAGCCACCACCACCACCAGAUGAUGUGCACCCCCAGCAACACGCCGGCCACGCCGCCCAACUUCCCGGACGCCCUGGCCAUGUUCUCCAAGCUCCGCGCCUCCGAGGGCCUGCAGAGCGGCGGCGGCCCCAUCACGGCCGGGGCCUGCUCCCCUCCUGCAAACUUCAGCCCCUUCUGGGCCUCGUCCCCUCCCAGCCACCAGGCCGCCUGGAUGCCACCCUCCUCCCCGACGGCCCACAGCUUCCACCACCUGCACCACCCACAGCCCACGUGGCCCCCCGGAGCACAGCAGGGGGGCGCACAGCAGAAGGCCGUGGCUGCCGUGGAUGGCCAGAGAUGAGACUGGACGCCACGGCGCUGGGCAGUCGGGGGUCGUGGGGACAGAGGAGGGUCGGGGGCCGGGGCGGGGCGGGGUUUCCCGGAGAUCGCACUGGAAGAUUUUAUAAAGGAAUUUUGGAGGGUGGGGGGCAGUAUACCUCCUGGGCCACUUGGGUCCUUCAGGAGUUUCUCUUCAGGCAAGUUUUUCCUGUUUAAUAUAUACCUAUAAUAUAUAAAUGUAACUAA